Mangifera indica (mango) is the source of this 1361-nucleotide messenger RNA. Its product is annotated as ankyrin repeat and SAM domain-containing protein 6-like. Bases 632 to 1174 code for a protein of 180 amino acids. The record is from RefSeq and is a predicted model, not a curated record. Gene Ontology annotation, molecular function: protein binding. The transcript has 7 exons. NCBI's taxonomy places the organism in Eukaryota, Viridiplantae, Streptophyta, Magnoliopsida, Sapindales, Anacardiaceae.
UUCUUUUUCGAUGGAGUUGUUAAAUUAAUAGUACAAAACGGUGCGUAUCAUUUGUUCAUGUUUUUGGUAAGUGGGAUGAUUUGAUUUCUUCAUUGCCGGCCGUUCUAGGAGUAAAGCUUCCCUUCGUUUAACAUCCACGUCUCGACAGCGUAGCCUAUGCAUUGAUCCACUUUCUCUUCUCCAAAUUGUUGCCGCUGUGAUUGUGAACUCUGGAAUCGUUCAGCUGCUAAUAAAUUUCAGCACUGACUUGAAAUCCUUAAAACUAAAUUAUUUAUUCUGCGGCAUUCCCUUCGUUUUAUGUCUCUCUCCGUAGAAUCUCAUUUUUCAUGUGCGCAAGUUAGCCCACUCAAGUUAAGGGUUUAGGGCUUGAGUUUUAAGAUACGAAGAUGUACGCUGAUCGAGUGGAGGCUACAGCCAAGAGGUCAGUUAAGGACCGUCUAAACGGCAAUUCCACUCCUAACUACUCUACUCGCAGGCGAUCAAUCACUGGCAAAAGGUGAUAUGUUGUCUAAUUUUCCCAGUGCAUGCAUCAGAUAAGUGUGUAGAAAGUUAGAAUUGGAAGGGCGUGUAGUUCUCUUUGUUUGUUUGUGCCAUUGUAGAUCCAACAAUUUAGGACCAGACGAGGAUCAGAAUGGAAUUAAGAAAGAUGCAGAGGCAAGACGACAAGUGGGAACAUGAUCUUUAUGACGAUGAUGAACGUCAAGUUUCAAUGGCCUGUGAAGAUCGAAUGGUUGGUGUCCGAGAUCUUCGUUUAAAGCUCCAAAAGAAAAGUAUACAACAAGUAUCUCAAAGUGGAAAGAGUACUUCAGGUGUGCAAGAUCUUCGUGAAAAGUUAUCUGGGACAAUGAAUUCACAACUGGUGAACUCUGAUCCGCCAAAACCAAAUUUGCUGGCUGCUAAACCGGCCAGAAAGAGUGUUGCUGCUGAAGCUUCAGAGACAGAGACCAGAAGAGUUGCUGAUCCAGCUCUGAGAAAGAAAGUUCAGCAGAAGGUUGAGACAUCAGUUGGUGGGUUUUUGCGAUCAUUGGGUCUUGAGAAGUAUUCCAUUACUUUUCAAGCCGAGGAGGUUGAUAUGACAGCUCUUGUACAUAUGACUGAUGAGGACCUCAAGGCUAUAGGAAUACCUAUGGGCCCAAGAAAGAAGAUACUAUUGGCACUGGAAUCUAGAGGCUGACAUUUUGGGAUGUAGCUUGCUGUUCUCUAUAUUUGCCUAGAGCUGGAAUUCUGAAACGUAAAAUUUUUCUCCUUUGUUAUUAUAUUUUUUUCUCCAUUUGGCAAGAUUGUCAUAUGUGAAGUGGAAUUGAUAGUUUGGGAAUCAGUAGAAAUUUUUUAAUUGAUGGAUAUACAGCGUUGUUAUAUUA